CCCGGCCGCAGGUGUCUGAGAUCCAGGUGUUGCCAGAGUGGGACCCCCGCGACAAGGUGCCGUUUGCUGUCCAGCUCCACAACUUCUACCCCAGGGAGGUGCCCGUGAUCCAGUGGGGCUGGGACGGGGCCGGGAGCUGGAGGGAAGACCCCGCACAGAUAGACAAGAACGCGGACGGCACGUUCACCGCGACGAGCGUCUGGAGAGUGCCCAGCCGGAGCCUGACCCGGCCGGAGCUGCGAUGCAGGGUGGAGCCCGGCACGGCCGUCCUGGCACGGGACGGGAAAAGCUUCCAGCAGGAGACCAGACUCACCUGCUGGACAUCCAGGGACCAGGGGGCAGAGUACAUCUGCCGCGUGGGACACCUCGCCCUGGAGACCCCCAUCGAGAGAAGCAGCGGUUCCCAGCUGCAGGUGACCACGGCGCCCUCCUCCACCGCCCGCCCGGGCUCGGGGGCCCUGCUGCAGUGCCGGUUUGAUGUUGGGGGGCCGGUGGCCUUGGACUCCCUGCUGGUGAUGUGGUAUUUCUGGGACCACAAGCUGUCCUGGUACAAACAUGGCAAGAGCCAGGCCCAGCCCAGAGCCAGCCUGCUGCUGGAGAAAGAGCUGCAGAGAGAAGAUGCCUCCCUGUCACUUGUCACACUGACCGUGCCCGAUGGGGGCUUGUACCGGUGUGUUGUGGGGUACGGGACGCAGAAGCAUGAGGGAGAAACCACCCUGCACCUGCUCGCUGACCCAAAGAUCUCCAUCCCAAAAGAAUCAGGCGUAGCCGAUACUAAGAGCUCCCUCCUGUGCCACGUCGGGGGGUUCUUCCCCAAGGACGUGGAUGUGGUGUGACUGAGAGACAGGCCGGUCCAGGAGGGCUCCAGCCGCUCCAGCCCCCAGAGCAACACGGACAGGACCUUCAACCUCACCCUGAACUACCCCUUCACCCCCUCCCGCAGUGACGCCAGCAGUGUCUUCUCUUUUCGUACCCACCAUGUGGCUCUGGGGCAAACGCUGCAGGAGGAUGUCCUCCUGGUCAUCCUAGCUGACCCGAAGAUCUCCAUCCCUAAAGAAUCAGCCAUAGCCCAUGUCGAGACCUCCCUCCUGUGCCACGUGUGGGGGUUCUUCCCCAAGGAUGUGGACGUGGCGUGGCUGAGAGACGGGCAGGUCCUGAACGGCUCCACCCGCUCCAGCCCCCACAGCAACCCAGACGGGACCUUCAACCUCACCCUGACCUACACCUUCACCCCCUCCCCCAGCGAUGCCGGCAGCAACUUCUCAUGCCGUGUCCACCAUGCGGCUCUGGGGCACCCACUGCAGAAGGACGUCUCCCUGCACAUCCUAGAAGAGUACCGGACUUCCAUCAUGGUCAAAGCAGCCCUGGGAGUCCUGGGGAUCCUGACUGGAGCAGGAGCUGCAGUAGCUCUAGGCAUUUACUGCUGUAGGAACAGAAAAAAAGGCUGGGCGGUCUCCUACAAUGUCACAGAGGUGGAGGGGCCGGAGCGGUGCCUGCUGGGCCAGGAGGUGACCCUGCGCUGCUCCAUGGAGGGGACAUUUUCAAAGGAUACAGUCAUGACGUGGGAGCGGAUCCACAGCGAGGACAGAAUGGCAUUUGAGAGCGACAUGGACCAAGAGAGCCCCGAGCACCAGCCGCUGUUCCCCGCCGUCCCCCCGGGCUGGAGAGUGACCGAGGAGAGACCCGAGUCCGUGGCCAAGGGGAAGGGAGUCACCCUGAGCUGCCUCAUCGCGGGGCAUUUCCCGGGGGAGCUGAGCGUGACCUGGCUGCGGAGGGGCAAGGGGGAGGACACUGCUGUGAUCCUGCGCGACUCGGCUGAGUGCAGGGUGGAGCCCGGCACGGCCGUCCUGGCACGGGACGGGAAGAGCUUCCAGCAGGAGACGAGACUCACCCGCUGGACAUCCAGGGACCAGGGGGCAGAGUACAUCUGCCGUGUGGGACACCUUGCCCUGGAGACCCCCAUUGAGAGGAGCAGUG
Alligator sinensis (Chinese alligator) is the source of this 1977-nucleotide messenger RNA. RefSeq lists its product as uncharacterized. Lineage: Eukaryota; Metazoa; Chordata; Crocodylia; Alligatoridae. The transcript has 8 exons. The record is from RefSeq and is a predicted model, not a curated record. The annotation marks the transcript as partial.